Vigna unguiculata (cowpea) is the source of this 1239-nucleotide messenger RNA. RefSeq names its product gibberellin 20 oxidase 2-like. The record is from RefSeq and is a predicted model, not a curated record. Lineage: Eukaryota; Viridiplantae; Streptophyta; Magnoliopsida; Fabales; Fabaceae.
AUGUCUCCUCACCUAAUGGAACUAAGUACUUCCACCACUCUACUUGUCUACCCUGCAUCACAGGCAGAAGAUGAGUCGAAAGAAGAGAAUGGAGUGUUUGGUUUUAACUCAAAUUUUCAAGAACUGAAAGGGGAAAUGCCAAAAGAGUUCUUUUGGCCUUCAGGGGAUUUGGUUAAGGCCACACAAGAAGAGUUAAUGGAACCCCUUGUGGAUUUGGGAGUGAUGAGGAAUGGUGAUGAGAAAGCCAUUGCCAUUGCUGCAGAGCUUGUGAGAAAUGCGUGCUUAAAGCAUGGGUUCUUCCAAGUUAUCAACCAUGGUGUGAACCCAGAUCUCAUAGACGCUGCUUACCAUGAAAUUGACACCAUUUUCAAGCUCCCUAUCACCAAAAAACUCACUGCUCAGAGAAAACCUGGUGCAGUCUCUGGUUACUCUGGUGCUCAUGCAGAUCGUUACUCCUCCAAAUUGCCUUGGAAAGAGACUUUUUCUUUCCUCUUCCAUCACCAAGGCUUCUCCAAUUCCCAGAUUGUUGACUACUUUCACUCUGUCUUAGGCCAGGACCUUCAACACACAGGGAGGGUGUAUCAAGAGUACUGCGAAGCAAUGAAGGAGUUAAGUUCAGUAAUAAUGGAGCUUUUGGGAAUUAGUUUGGGAGUGGAUGGUUUGCAUUAUCGAAGAUUUUUUGAAGAUGGAGACUCAAUAAUGAGGUGCAACUAUUAUCCACCUUGCAACAGUGCGAACCUGACAUUAGGAACUGGCCCUCACACUGAUCCAACAUCACUCACUAUUCUUCAUCAAGACCAAGUUGGAGGCUUAGAAGUUUUUGCUGAUAACAAAUGGCGUGCUGUUCGCCCUCGAUCUGAAGCCUUCGUCGUGAACAUCGGUGACACUUUCAUGGCAUUGUCAAAUGGGAGAUACAAGAGUUGUCUUCAUAGGGCACUGGUGAACACAUACAGAGAGAGAAGGUCACUGGUUUACUUUGUGUGUCCAAAAGGGGACAAAGUGGUGAGACCUCCAAAGUUUCUGAUAACCAAAAAUGAAGAAAGAAAGUACCCUGAUUUUACAUGGUCAAGUUUGCGUGAAUUCACACAGAAACACUAUAGGGCUGAUGUUGCUACACUCCAAAGCUUCAUACAGUGGCAAAGCUCUUCAAACUCCUCCAACUUCUAGUUCUUCAUGUCAUCAUCAUUAUGUAUUAUUUGCUUUUGCAUAGUAUCAAAGUUGCACUUUCAAAGUCAUGUA